UACACAUUUCGCAAUCGUAGUGUGUUUUGUCAACUUCGGCUAAUGAUUUUGUCCUUUUAAACAUCAUUUGUAUACACAUAUCCGGCAAUAAUGACACGUAUUGCGAGGAAGCGGCACCACAAGGGUUAUACCCACAUCCAGAAAAAGUACAGAACGCGACGGAAAACGAAGGAUUUGGACCAGAUUGACAAAGACCUACAACCGGCAGAAUCGCAGAAAUUAUUGAAUCAAGACGUCGACCACGAUAAACCGGGAUCUGCCCAACAUUACUGCCUUCAUUGCGCGAGAUAUUUCAUCGACUUGAAAGCACUCAAGGAUCAUUUCAGAUCAAAGCUACACAAAAGAAGAAUGAAAGCUCUUGAAGUUGAACCAUACACACAGAAAGAGGCUGAUGCAGCGGGAGGCUUGGGAACGUAUCACCCUCCAAAACGAAGAAAAAUCACCACCCAGGAGAUAGUGGAAGAUGCCAAAAUGGAUCAGUCAGAAGUAUCGGAAGUCAAGCAGGACAAGUAGAUAGGGACAUUCUAUUCUGGGAUGAGGGGUGAAGCUUGACAGGUCAUGGAAGGUCAUCAGCAAGAAAGAAGGGAAAGGGAAAAUGAGCAGUCAAAUAUUCUUGUAAGUCUUCCUUACACACAAUAACAAACUGAGAUCACAUCAAGGACAUAUAGUUGAAAAAAGAUUGUAUGUAUUAUAUCAGCUUCAAGCGAUCCUGUGGUAUCAUGGCACUUUAUGUGCUUUCACUUUCAAAAAUAAAUGUGAAUUUUCCAACGAUUUUUGGCUGACCAAUCUUUAAAAAUAGACUAGUUCCCAACCGGAGAAUUCCCAGCUGUCUAUAAAUUGCUCGGUUUUGUCGAAAGUAUGAUCAAGGAACCAGACUACUAGAACAGCAUGUUCUUCUCUCUGCGGU
Messenger RNA from Asterias rubens (European starfish), 907 nucleotides. Its product is annotated as zinc finger protein 593-like. The transcript has 3 exons. Bases 91 to 513 code for a protein of 140 amino acids. The record is from RefSeq and is a predicted model, not a curated record. Lineage: Eukaryota; Metazoa; Echinodermata; Asteroidea; Forcipulatida; Asteriidae. Gene Ontology annotation, molecular function: nucleic acid binding; zinc ion binding.